AUGAACGUCAUAAUCAAGCACGGCGGCAAGACCUACCCUUUGGAUGUCGAUGUUGCGGCGCCGGCGACGGCCUUCAAGCAGUCGAUUUACCAGACUACUGGCAUCCCUGUUGACCGCAUGAAAGUCAUGAUCAAGGGCAUUCUGAAGGACGACGCGGAUAUGUCCAAGCUGGGACUCAAACCUGGCCAGACUGUUCAGGUUAUUGGAAACGCUGGCCCACUUCCUGAGGCUCCGCAGGAGCCUGUCGUCUUCUUGGAGGAUAUGGACGACUCAGAGCUUGCCUUGAGCACGCGCGUUCCUCCUGGCCUGGUCAAUCUUGGCAACACUUGCUACCUCAAUUCAACUUUGCAAGCUCUGCGUAAGGUCCCCCAGCUGCAGACAGUUCUGGAAACCUACUCUGCUGGUGCCGGACCUGAUGGCAAGCUCACAAACUCCAUCAAGAACCUCUAUUCGGGAAUGGCCCAGACUACGGAGGCUGUUGCUCCUUUCGCGCUGAUCCAAAACCUGCGUACUUUGGCACCCCAGUUCGCGGAACAGGACCAGCGCGGACAGUUUGCCCAGCAAGAUGCCGACGAGGCUUGGACCCAACUGAUCUCGGCCCUUCGAGCCUGUCUUCCUGGGAAAGAUGGACAGCAGUCAUUCGUCGACGACUUGAUGUCGUUGGAGAUGACCAAGACAUUGUCGUCCCCAGAGGCACCAGACGAGGAGCCCACCACGUCCAAGGAGAAGGCCCUUAAGCUCGAAUGCAAUAUCUCAAUCCAAACCAACUUCUUGGUGUCUGGUAUCCUCGAGAGUCUCGACCAAAAGAUUGAGAAGAACAGCCCAACUCUUGGCCGCACGGCUGUGUAUGAUGCCAAGUCCCGUCUGUCCCGCCUUCCUACGUACCUUGCUGUCCACAUGGUCCGCUUCUUCUGGCGCCGUGACAUCCAGUCAAAGGCCAAAAUAAUGCGCAAGGUCAAGUUCCCUCUCCAGUUUGAUGUCCUGGACAUUGCCACCGAUGACUUGCGACAGAAGGUCCUCCCUGUCAACACGGCCGUCAAGCAGAUUCUGAAGGGACGUGAUGACCGCGCAACCAUCUCAAAGCGCUCCAAGGGCAAGGCUCCUGCGGCCGACGAUAAGACCGAAGAGCAGCACCGAGACGACGAGCACAAGGAAGUCACUGCUCUCAUUGAAACGACUGGUGGCAUUGAAGCGGGGACCAAUGCAUCGGGCAUUUAUGAGCUUUGUGCAAUGGUGACCCACAAGGGUGCGAGCGCUGAUUCUGGCCACUACAUUGGCUGGGCCCGAAAGGACGAUGACAUUGCGGCGUCCGGCGAGGAGGAGUGGUUCAAGUUUGAUGAUGACAAGGUGUCGGUCGUUACCGCCGACAAGAUUGUUUCUAUGGAUGGUGGAGGCGAGGAUUCCGUUGCAUACAUUUUGCUGUACCGUGCCGUGGACAUCUAA
Messenger RNA from Apiotrichum porosum, 1443 nucleotides. It is a transcript of the gene UBP6, whose product is annotated as deubiquitinating enzyme. The transcript has 15 exons. Gene Ontology annotation, biological process: proteasome-mediated ubiquitin-dependent protein catabolic process; protein deubiquitination; regulation of proteasomal protein catabolic process. Gene Ontology annotation, molecular function: cysteine-type deubiquitinase activity; proteasome binding; protein binding. The coding region runs from base 1 to 1443 and encodes 480 amino acids. Lineage: Eukaryota; Fungi; Basidiomycota; Tremellomycetes; Trichosporonales; Trichosporonaceae. The record is from RefSeq and is a predicted model, not a curated record.